Molecule: messenger RNA, 1004 nt
Organism: Pleuronectes platessa (European plaice)
Lineage: Eukaryota; Metazoa; Chordata; Actinopteri; Pleuronectiformes; Pleuronectidae
Gene: lamtor2
Product: late endosomal/lysosomal adaptor, MAPK and MTOR activator 2
Exons: 4
Coding region: 160-537 (125 amino acids)
Biological process (GO): cellular response to amino acid stimulus; positive regulation of TOR signaling
Cellular component (GO): Ragulator complex
Molecular function (GO): guanyl-nucleotide exchange factor activity; molecular adaptor activity
Source: RefSeq, a predicted model, not a curated record
ACAAUGCUGUGCACCCGGAACAGGAAGUAAACAUCAGCUGACUCGCCUUCGUGUUGUUUUGAGUAGUUUCUUGUGACAGUUUAAAUUGAGUUGUUUAGUCUCUUUAAAAACACAUUUCACGCUCAUUUGUCUUCGCUGCCUGUUCGUCAGAGUGAAGCUAUGUUACGACCCAAGGCGCUGACGCAGGUUCUGAGUCAGGCGAACACUAACGGAGUCCAGAGCACCCUCCUGCUGAACAACGAGGGUUCCCUCCUGGCCUACUCUGGGUAUGGGGACACUGACGCACGAGUGACAGCCGCCAUCGCAAGCAACAUCUGGGCAGCGUACGACAAGAACGGCCACCAAGCCUUCAAUGAAGACAAACUCAAAUUCAUACUCAUGGAUUGUAUGGAGGGACGAGUGGCCAUCACCCAUGUAGCCAACCUGCUGCUGUGCAUGUACGCCAAAGAGACGGUGGGCUUCGGAAUGCUUAAAGCCAAGGCGGAAGCACUGGUGCAGUACCUGGAGGAACCACUGACUCAAGUGGCUGCAUCAUAGUGAAGAAAUGUGCAUUACUUCCUUCUGCCUGGAAAAGAAAGCAUCAUGUGAUGUGACAUUCAUGGACUUCUGUAACACAAAGUGCUUAGUGCAUAUAUACAUAAGUGAGUGAGUGAACGUGCGUGUGUGAGUGUGUUUGUGUGAGACGUGUGUUGAGAGGGAAAUUCAGUUUAUUUAUAAUCAUGGUUUUGAUGCAACUAACAGCUUGUGUGAGGUUUUUAACUGUUUGUCUUCACUUAGUUUUGUCGGUUCUAAAAUUCCUCUGUUUGUCAGUAGGACGUUUGUGUGUAACUGCUGAAAUGAUUCCGCUAUCAGCUGCUUUCACGGUUAAUAGGCUUAUUCACUGUUAUGCAGAAAAGUGGCCUCACACACACAUUUUGAGCUGUAUGGAAAGUUCGUUGUAUACGUCGGUCUGAUUUAAAUGCAGCAAAUCUUAAACCUGUCAAAUAAAAAAAAUAUUGUAUUAA